Molecule: messenger RNA, 1323 nt
Organism: Trametes versicolor FP-101664 SS1
Lineage: Eukaryota; Fungi; Basidiomycota; Agaricomycetes; Polyporales; Polyporaceae
Product: glycoside hydrolase
Exons: 13
Coding region: 1-1323 (440 amino acids)
Biological process (GO): carbohydrate metabolic process
Molecular function (GO): hydrolase activity, hydrolyzing O-glycosyl compounds
Source: RefSeq, a predicted model, not a curated record
AUGUUGACCCUCAGGUGGACGUGCAUCGCACAAAACCAAUAUUACUCGCAAUGCCUUCAAGCCACCGGGACAGCUAGUGGCACGACCGCCGCCUCAACACCCACGUCGGCGGCGUCCACUACUACAACCGCUUCGGCUUCGCCUACGGGCAUCGCGGCGAGUGCGCCUACUGUUGGGCCGUCCCACUCGGUGGGCAAGCUGCCCGCGCUCGGAUGGAAUGCCUGGAACGCGUACGGAUGCAACAUCAAUGAGGACAAGAUCCUCGCUGCUGCGAACCAAUUCGUCUCUCUUGGGCUCGCAGACCUCGGCUACGAAUACAUCAAUAUCGACGACUGUUGGUCCGAGAUGAAGCGCGAUGCAUCCACUGGACGCAUAGUACCCGACCCUACAAAGUUCCCGAAUGGCAUUAGCGGUGUAGCUGACCAAGUUCAUGCACUUGGCCUCAAGAUGGGCAUCUACAGCGACGCGGGAACGGCCACUUGUGCUGGGUUCCCGGGAUCUUUGGGCAACGAGAUGUUGGAUGCGACAACUUUCGCGGAAUGGGGAGUGGACUACCUCAAGUAUGACAACUGUAACGUUCCGGGAAACUGGUCCGAUAGCGGGACACCGCCUGGGGGAGACUGGUACAACUCCAACUCCGCCAUCCGUUACCGACAAAUGACCGCAGCGCUCAACGGUACUUCCCGGCCCUUCCAGUUCAACCUCUGCAUCUGGGGCGCCGCCAACGUCUGGGAUUGGGGCGCACGCGUUGGUCAUUCAUGGCGCAUGUCGGGGGACUCCAGUGCAUCCUGGAACUACAUCACCAGCAUCCUCGCGACGAAUGUGCAACACCUCGCCUCAAUCGACUUCUAUUCGCACAAUGACAUGGACAUGAUGGAGAUCGGCAACGGGGACCUCACUAUACAAGAACAACGCACGCACUUCGCCGUCUGGGCCUUCCUUAAGAGUCCCAUACUGUUGGGUACAGACCUAAGCAACUUGAACGCGACCCAGCUUGCGAUUAUCAAGAAUACCGAGUUGCUGGCGUUCCAUCAAGACGCCACGAUAGGCAAGCCGGCCGCACCCUUCACGUCCGCCCCUUCGAGCUCCUCUCCCCCGGAGUUCUACGCCGGCCAGUCCUCGAAGGGGACGCACGUCUUCAUCGUGAACACGGGAACUGCCGCUUCCAAGACUUUCAACUUUGCGGACGUUCCCGGACUCGGCGCUGGGUCGUUCAAGGUGCAUGAUAUGUGGACGGGCAAGGACGUGGGGACGUUUGUGAACAGCUUCACCACGACGGUCGAUACUCAUGACACGGCGGCGUUCCUCGUCACCCCAGCAUGA